Messenger RNA from Scophthalmus maximus (turbot), 2212 nucleotides. It is a transcript of the gene rft1, whose product is annotated as RFT1 homolog. The transcript has 10 exons. Gene Ontology annotation, biological process: dolichol-linked oligosaccharide biosynthetic process; glycolipid translocation. NCBI's taxonomy places the organism in Eukaryota, Metazoa, Chordata, Actinopteri, Pleuronectiformes, Scophthalmidae. The record is from RefSeq and is a predicted model, not a curated record. The coding region runs from base 233 to 1858 and encodes 541 amino acids. Gene Ontology annotation, cellular component: endoplasmic reticulum membrane.
GCGUAACGUGACUCCGUACACUGUGUACGGAAGUGCCAGCGCCGAUCCUCCCGCCGACAGACGGCUAGCGCCUCGUACUCGAACUUUAGGGAUUAAAUGUGACUUGUUGCUGGGUCACAGGCAGCCGCACCGGUCGGUGUUUCACAGGUAUGUCUUCGUGAUGGGUCUCCGCCGGAGGAAGCAGAGGACAACGUGGCAAUAAAAGCUUGCGCCGCGUCAGAGGAAGUCCACGAUGAGCUCCCAGGACGCGCUGAAGAACGCGUCCACUCUGGCGUCGUACAGUGUGUUGUUACAGGUCUUGUUCCGUGUGCUCACCUUCCUGCUGAACGCGUUCACACUGCGGUUCGUGUCCAAAGAGCUGAUUGGGGUCGUCAAUGUCAGGCUCACGCUACUGUACUCCACAUUAGUGUUUCUAUCCAGAGAGGCCUUCCGGAGAGCAUGUCUGAGCGGGGGAUCUGGGACAAGCCACAGCUGGAGACAAGUUAUCAACCUGCUAUGGCUGACGCUGCCUCUCGGUGUGUGUUGGGCAGCGCUGCUGGCCUGCGUGUGGCUGUGGCUCCUGGAGGUCCCGGAUCCCCGGAGCGUCCCGUACUACGGCCCUGCGGUGGUGUUGUUUGCCCUGGCAGGAGUGCAGGAGCUCCUGGCCGAGCCCCUCUGGGUGCUGGCCCAGGCUCACAUGUUUGUCCGCCUGAAGGUGGUGGCUGAGAGCCUAGCCAUGAUCGCUAAGUGCAGUAUGACUGUGGUGCUGGUGGUGUCGGCCCGUGAAUGGGGCCUGUACAUCUUCUCUGCUGCUCAUUUGGUGUACACGGGGUUCCUGGUGCUGUGCUAUGCCGUUUACUUUAUCCGUUUCCUGGGCUCUGAAGAAGCAAACAAGAAGAGUUUUCCUCUGAACCGUGUUGGAGAUCUCUUGCCCUGUAGAGCAGCUGGAGAGCCACUGGUUGAUUGGACUCUCGCCCGGCUCACAUGGAGCUUCUUCAAGCAGUCCUUCCUGAAGCAGAUCCUGACGGAGGGUGAGCGUUACGUCAUGACCUUCUUGAACGUUCUCAGCUUUGGAGACCAGGGCAUUUAUGAUAUUGUCAAUAAUCUGGGCUCCAUGGUGGCGCGCUUCAUCUUCCUGCCCAUCGAGGAAAGCUUCUACAUCUUCUUUGCCAAAGUGCUGGAGAGAGGACGUGCCGUCAAAAGUCAGAAACAGGAAGACAUUGCCAUUGCAGCAGAUGUCCUGGAGUGUCUGCUGAAACUGGUGUUGGUGAUCGGCCUGAUUAUCACAGUGUUUGGCUAUGCCUUCUCUCACUUGGCUCUGGACAUCUAUGGAGGCUCUCUGCUGAGCAGUGGAACAGGGCCGACUUUGCUGCGAUGCUACAGCUGCUACGUCCUCCUUCUCGCUGUAAAUGGUAUAACCGAGUGUUUUGUAUUUGCUGCCAUGAGCCAAGCAGAGGUUGACAAGUACAACCUGGUGAUGCUGGCUCUGUCCGUGUCCUUCCUCUUCUUGUCCUACUGGCUGACCUGGUGGGCCGGCAGUGUUGGAUUCAUACUUGCAAAUUGCCUUAACAUGGGCCUCCGCAUCUUACACAGCCUGCUGUACAUACACCACUACUUCCAGUUCAGUCAGUGGAAACCACUGCGAGGCCUCUUGCCCUCCCCGCUCCUACUACUGGCACUUGCUGUCAGUGGAGUUGUCACUGCAGUUUCCGAGAGUGUUUUCUGCUGUGACAGCGGCUGGUUACUGAGGCUGGUCCAUAUUGCCGUGGGAGCAGUGAGUCUUCUUGGUGUGCUUGUAGCUGUUCUUCUCACAGAGACUCGGCUUAUUGGGUUUGUGAGAACUCAGCUCCUGCCCCAGUACCGAAAGAAACACACGUAACUUUGACUAAAAAUGGAAGAAAACUUCUGCUCUGCUACAACCUGCAGUCUAAAAGCUACUAACGGACAUUUGUUGCCGGUGUGAGAGCAACGAGGAAACAACUUUUUUAUAGAUCUCUUUUGUGUGUGUGUGUGUGUGUGUGUGUGUGUGUGUGUGUGUGUGUGUGUGUGUGUGUGUGUAUGCGUUUGUAUGUGUGUGCAUUUUCACUGAAACCUUCCUGUGAUGGUGGAAGAAUGAAGGUUCUAAUUGUGGGUGAAAAAGAAGAUUAAUGUUUUUUAAGGUGAACUGAAAUUGUUACAGGAAAAUGCUGUGCUACACAAAUAAAACUGGACAAUUUAGUUUGCUCAAAAAAAA